Molecule: messenger RNA, 2879 nt
Organism: Drosophila santomea
Lineage: Eukaryota; Metazoa; Arthropoda; Insecta; Diptera; Drosophilidae
Product: nose resistant to fluoxetine protein 6
Exons: 6
Coding region: 383-2650 (755 amino acids)
Molecular function (GO): acyltransferase activity, transferring groups other than amino-acyl groups
Source: RefSeq, a predicted model, not a curated record
AGCUAAUCUGUUGUGCAGUGCGUUUUAUCAGUCAGCGAAAGAAACGAAAACGAAAGUCGGUCCAAGUUCGGGCCAAAAAAAAAUCGAAACAGAAGAGACUCCAUUUCAUCAGAGACACGCGGAUCUCAUCUUGGUAUCUGGAUCCGGGACGGGGCGAGGAGUAGAGAAGUAGAGAAGUAGAGGCGUAGCCAGGUGAAUCGCAGUGAAUCGUAGUGCGGUGACCUUCGGCAAGCGACGGCAGCAAACAGCAAUCAAACGAGCCAUUUGAGAUAGCCAAACAAGCGCGCGGUCCAAAUAACUCUCACAAUACGCGUACUACCCAACAGAUAAAUAAAUAAAUAGAUAUAUAUAAGCCAAGGUUACUGCGUACCACCACCUAAGCAUGGAGAUCAGGCGCACCUCUCGACCAUAUCUUUGGUACACACCAGUACUGAUGCUGCUCGGCCUUUGGCUGGGCUCGGUUUUGGCCAAGGGCGCCAGCAAUCAGUCGGCCACCAACAGUCCACAAACCUGGCAGCGAUAUCACACCCAGGCACUCAAUGAGUCGCAAUCGCCGCCCGAUGAAUUGGAGAUUUUGGAUGCCCCCACCACCACAAUUGAGAUACAUUCGCCGCAUGAAACCCAUUUGACUCGCACCUCCGUCAUCUUCGGACUCACCAAAGUGGCCAACGAGAGCAGCGUCAGCCAAAAGUGCCACGCGCAGCUGCGGCAAAUGCAGCGCGGCAUACUCGGCAAACAGCCAUGGGCCAUGAAGGUUCUGGAUGCAUCUGGAACAAAGCCCUCCGGCUUCGUAUAUGGACAAAACUACUGGCUGGGAAGUCGGGAGGCUUGUCGCGGCGUCCAAAGACCCGUGGGCAUAACCCUGUCCAAGAACUUCGAUCGUGUGAUGCACUAUGGAAUUAUCACCCAGCAGGCGCCCUUCGACAUGGACUAUCGGGUUUUGUAUCUGCGUCACAAUUCCCCCUGGCAGGUGGAGAUUAAGCUGAUGUCUGAGCAGAUUAUACACAUUGGCCUGUGCCUGCCCAGUGCCUGCAGUUCGGCAGAGGUUCAGAGCCUAGCCCAGGACUAUGUGGCUGGUGGAAUGUUCACUGAAAACGAGAUUUUCGACAUUAAGCCGGAAGUGAUUUACAUGAAGGAUCUGCAGCUGAAGGACGAGUUCUUCGAGAGGGCCAGCUUCCGACUUUUGGUGGCCUGUGUUCUGGUCACUGGAACUCUGAUGCUUUGUGCCCAUCAACUGCAUGCCACCAAUAAACAAACAUCUUCCGCUGAGGAUCAACAGGAUCGCGAUUUGGCACCUGCGGAAUCGGAAAUGUGGCGUGGACUGAACUCCUUGCUGCAAAUGGAGAAACUGCAGAAAUAUGUCACUUGCUGGGAUGUUCCCGCCAACUGGGCUAAAAUUUUUGCGGUGCGGGAGAAUUCUCCGAAUGAAAUUCCCUUGAUGAAUGGUCUGCGAUCUGUGUGCGCUAUCUGGAUCAUGGUAUUCCACGUGGUGUGGUUCAUGUACUUCACGGUCCACAACAAGACGGUGCUGAUUUCGUAUGCAGAACAGGCCUUUUUCCAAUACGUCUCCUCGGCUCCUCUGCUCGUGGAUGUCUUCUUUACCAUCAGUGGCUUCCUGCAAACAUUUAACUUCCUACGGAACUCUGCGCAAUUGGAGGCAGUACGUCAAAAUAGCUUUAGCGAGAAUCUGAAGCUCUUUGGCAAACUGCUCUUCCAUCGUUACUUGCGUCUUGGACCUCUUUACUUGGUGGUCAUGGCCACCGUGGACUUGGUGUACGCCUACAUUGGAGAUGUCUCAGUUUACCACAUCAACGAGCGAUUCGAUGAGAUGUGCACUCGGCACUGGUGGCGUAAUCUGUUGUUCAUUCAAAACCUCUUCGACCAUCGGGACAUGUGCGCCAAUUGGAGUUGGUCCUUGGCCUGCGAAAUGCAGUUCUUUAUCCUGGCCAACGCUCUGCUGUUCCUCUAUGUGAAAUAUCCCAAGGUAGUGAAGUCCCUAGUGGUCUCUUCCUUUGUGGCCACCAUCGCUUGGUCCUACGCCAUCGGACUGAGCAUCAAGUUCCAAUUGUCCUUCGACGCGGCCUUUGCCACUGGCACAGAGAUCUAUACAUCGCCCUUCGUGAGGGUCCUUCCAUAUAUCCUGGGAGCUGCAACGGCUUGGCUGUUGCAAGAGAAUCGUGUCCAGUUGGUGAUCAGUGAGCAAAAGGAACGUGCCAGCUGGCACUUUGCCUUGUUCGUCUUCUUCGCCUGCAUUUAUUCGACUGUCAAAAGGGAUCUCGGCCCUCUGAUGGCCAUCACGCUUUUCGUGAUGGGUCGCCUGUUCUUUUCGCUCAGUGUAUGCUGGAUGAUAGCGCGUAGCUGUGGUGGCCGUGGGGUGUGGUGGUCACGCCUGCUGGAGGCCAAGGGCUUCCAACAUGUCAGUCGACUGUCCUACGCCAUUUACCUUCUCAACCCGCUGGUCAUAGCAUUAUUCUACAGUUUGACCAAUGCGAGCACGCAUGCGGAUCCCUUUAUGCUGUGUGUGGUCACCUGCGGCUUUGCGGUCAUAGUCUACCUGGCCUCCAUCCUCUUUUCGCUGGCCUUUGAGCUGCCCUUCAGCAAUCUCUCCAGUUUGCUAAAUCGACGGCAGAGCAAGCCGAAAACUGUCUAAAGAUGCUAGCCCUAAAUUAGAUCGUUAAGGUCACCGCUCACGCCUCCAUCUGACAAUUGUGAUUGCUUUCAUGUACAACUAAUCAUUAUUAUCGAAUCACUAGACUUAGUCUCGUCUUAGUCAAAGUUACUUAUACGUUUAUCCUGUACUUCGGUGGAAACCAUACUUAAUAAGAUAAUCACUAUCUGUUAAUUUACUUUGUUAUGCGUAUUACACAUUAUGCCCCAGC